GUGCCGAACUAUUCUGGGAAUUGCUGUGUGUCGGGCAGAUAGGCGGUUCGACCGACCAUCCAUUGCUACAAAAGACCAGAUUAGGUUGGGUUUUGGCCGGUCGCUUCGGCGCAGCGAGUUCGCCCCUAUGGGUGCAUUCCAAUCACGCGAUAGUGACUAACCGGCAAUUGCAUGACCAAGUUGACCGUCUUUGGCAACUGGAUGAAAAUUUCGCGGCCUCAAGUACUUAUUCUCCCGAAGAAAGAUUUUGCGAAAAACAUUUUGUCGAUAACGUCUCGCAGAAUUCGCAAGGCCGAUACAUAGUAAAGCUUCCCAUUAAAGAACAUCUUCUUUCCAAAUUAGGUGACUCUCAAGAAAUUGCACUCAAGAGAUUGAGGUCUUUGGAAAAACGUUUCUCGCGCAACCCAUCACUAAAGUCUCAAUACAGCCACUUCAUGGAAGAGUACUUAGCCUUAGGGCACAUGCAGAGGGUAACCAUGCCUUCUGGCAAGGGCGCGCCAACAUUCUAUCUGCCUCACCAUUGUGUGGUCAAGCCCACCGGGGGCUUCUCGAAGCUCCGCGUCGUUUUUGAUGCUUCAUGCAAGUCCGACUCGGGGAUUUCCCUGAAUGACUUCUUGGGAGUGGGCCCAGUGGUUCAGCAAGACCUCGCUUCAAUACUAAUACGUUUUCGAUACUUUCGCUACGUGAUAACCACGGAUAUUGUAAAAAUGUACAGACAGGUGCUAGUGGAUCCGGCCCAAACGAGUUUACAGAAAAUUCUUUGGAGAAACAAUCCUGAAGACGAGGUCGGCACUUACGAGCUGUUAACGAUAACAUACGGGACGUCUGCAGCCUCAUUUCUAGCCACAAGAUGUCUCAUCCAUUUAGCGGAGCAACACUCCGCUGAAUUUCCUCUUGGAUCGCCUUGCGUCAAACGUGAUUUCUACGUCGAUGACUUGCUCACCGGGGCCGACUCCAUUCGCGAGCUUGAACAGAUUCGAGAUGAGGUCAUACGACUUUUGCGGGCAGGAUCCUUUGAGCUUAGCAAAUGGGCGUCAAACUGCCCUCAAUUGUUAGAAUCCCUGCGGAAGCAUAACGGUGAAUUGGUUAGUUUAAACAGCGACGAUUCUUCUGUUCUGGGCAUUAGGUGGAGUCAAUCCCAGGACAUGCUUCUAUUUUCAUGCGAGCUCGAGCCCACGUGCAACGUCGUAUCCAAGCGGGUAAUCUUAUCCGAAAUAUCUCGGUGUUUCGAUCCAUUGGGACUAUUAGGCCCCACGAUCGUCAUUGCCAAGCUGAUACUACAGGAACUCUGGCAAUCCGGCGUCCACUGGGAUGAGUCAGUCCCACAAAACCUCCAUGCGCGAUGGCUAAAGCUCAGAGCUCAGUUAUUCGACCUGAACCAAAUACGCAUCCCCCGGGGAGUGAGGCUCAAUUCGGACCUCCACUUCAUACAGUUGCACGGUUUCUGCGACGCUAGCCAAAGCGCGUACGGAGCUUGUAUAUAUGUUCGCACCGAGUCAAGUUCCGGGGAGUACCAUUCCGAGUUGCUAUGCUCAAAAUCUCGUGUGGCCCCUAUUAAGGCCACGUCGUUGCCCAGACUCGAGUUGUCGGCGGCCUUGCUGUUGGCUCGUCUGAUUGCAAGUGUACAAGCGUCAUUGGACGUAUCCUACAUACAGAUCUUCCUUUGGUCGGACUCGACAAUUAGCCUAAAUUGGAUCGCCUCCCCUUCUCGAAGAUGGUCGGUCUUUGUGGCCAAUAGAGUCGGCGAAAUCCAACGUCUUACUAAAAUCGAGGAAUGGCGUCAUGUUAGUUCGCCGGACAAUCCUGCCGACAUUCUUUCUCGCGGACUAGAUCCGCACAACUUAAGCAACUCGGCCCUGUGGUGGCACGGGCCCCCUUUCUUGCGGUUACGCGAUGAUCUGUGGCCCAGCGGUGCCUUCGCAAAAUUGAACGAAGAUAUACCAGAGCAGAGGAAAGCGGUAGUCGCCACUGCCGCCGAGGUCAAGCAUUCCGUGAUCAAUGAUCUCUUAAACAAAUUCUCUAAAUUGAAUAAGACAUGUCGAAUCGUAGCUUACUGUCUACGAUUCUCCAAGGCUCAUCGUGCCAGGGCGUCGGGCAAAUUCAUAUCUCCCGAUGAGUUCUCACGCUCUUUGAAGGUCAUUUGCAGGGAUGUCCAGAAGCAGGCCUUCCCACAUGAACAGGAAUCAUUGAGCAAGGGGAAGCCCAUUUCCAGCGCAAGUAGGCUGUUACCUCUCACACCUUUCAUUGACAAGGAUGGACUAAUUAAAGUGGGGGGCAGACUGAGGAACUCCCAAGUCGAUUACAACGCCUGUCACCCCAUUCUGCUUCCAGGUGAUCAUCGUUUGACCCGACUCAUAAUAGAGCGCGAGCAUGUUCUUAAUCUCCACGCUGGCGUACAGGCCACCAUGGCCGCCAUCCGACAAAGCUUCUGGCCAUUAUCCUUGCGUUUAAACGCGCGUGGCAUAAUACGAAAAUGUAUUACUUGUUUCAAGGUCAACCCCCAGCAGUCUGAGGCCAUCAUGACUUCGGCGCCAGCCAGUCGUGUCACGGCAGCACGACCCUUCGAACGUUGCGGAAUCGAUUACGCCGGUCCGGUGAUAUUGAGAGAGGGAAAACGGCGUAAUGCUAAAAAUCACAAGGCCUACUUGGCCGUUUUUGUCUGCUUCGUUACCAAGGCAGUUCAUAUAGAGCUCGUGAGCGAUCUGACCGCCGACGCUUUCCUCGGCGCAUUUAGACGUUUCAUAUCCCGAAGGGGAAAACCCGCCCACGUGUUCUCGGACAACAGAACCAACUUCGUGGGCGCUAACAGACAGCUCAAAGAGCUGUACAAAUUUUACAAUCAAUCGCAAACGCAAGAUCAGAUUGUGCAAUUUCUAAGCGAGUUGGAAAUAUCGUGGAACUUCAUUCCACCGAAUGCCCCCCACUUCGGCGGGCUUUGGGAGGCGGCGGUUAAGUCGGCAAAACUACACAUGGCCCGCAUUGUAGGUAGGGCUCAUUUAACUUUCGAGGAAUUGCAGACCGUACUUUGCGAAAUAGAAGCGAUCCUCAAUUCACGGCCCAUCACGGCUCUAAGCUCAGACCCGAAUGAUAUGUCGCCCCUAACACCGGGACACUUCUUGAUCGGCGCUGCACUAAAUAGCUUUCCUUCCAGAAAUCUCGUCGACGUUCCGGAGAACCGCUUACUCAGAUGGCAGAGGGUCGAGCAGAUUCGGCAGCAUUUUUGGCGUCGGUGGAGCACUGAGUACUUGCAGUCGUUGCAAGAGCGAAACAAAUGGAAAAUCAACAAAGGCAUACAGUUGCUGCCCAAUCAGCUCGUCCUCGUAAGACAGCCGAAUCUAGCGCCAUUGCAAUGGCUUCUGGGUCGCGUGCAGGAAACUCACCCAGGCGCUGACGGCGUAGCUCGAACGGCCACGCUUCAGACUUCCAAAGGCUCGAUCACGAGACCCUUAACCAAAUUAGCGAUUUUACCGCUUGAAACCUAG
Molecule: messenger RNA, 3482 nt
Organism: Trachymyrmex cornetzi
Lineage: Eukaryota; Metazoa; Arthropoda; Insecta; Hymenoptera; Formicidae
Exons: 1
Biological process (GO): DNA integration
Molecular function (GO): nucleic acid binding
Source: RefSeq, a predicted model, not a curated record